AUGUUCAAAAAUACAUUCUAAUCAGGUUUCUUAUCAAUAUUAUAUUCUAUUGGUUCAAAACCAUUAUAAAUUUGGGACAAAAGCAUAAGAAAUGGUCAUAUAAAAAGAAUAACUGAUUAAGAUAUUCUAUCAAGUGUAUUAGAAAUAAUGGGAACUAACGUAUCAACAAAUUUCAUAACUGCGCCAGCUGACCCAAAAGAAACAUUAGGGAUAAAGCUUCCAUUUUUAGUAAUGAUAAUAAAGAAUUUGAAAAAAUAUUUCACUUUUGAAGUAUAAGUACUAGAUGAUAAAAAUGUAAGAAGAAGAUUUAGAGCUUCUAAUUAUUAAUCAACUACUAGGGUUAAACCAUUUAUUUGUACUAUGCCUAUGAGGUUAGAUGAAGGUUGGAAUCAAAUUCAAUUUAAUUUAUCAGAUUUUACAAGAAGAGCCUAUGCAACAAAUUAUAUAGAAACUUUAAGAGUUUAAAUUCAUGCAAACUGUAGGAUUAGAAGAAUCUAUUUCUCAGAUAGAUUGUAUUCUGAAGAAGAAUUACCUCCAGAGUUUAAAUUAUUUUUACCAAUAUAAGUAAUUUUUAUAUAUUAAAAUUGA
Ichthyophthirius multifiliis is the source of this 588-nucleotide messenger RNA. Its product is annotated as transcription factor iib, putative. The record is from RefSeq and is a predicted model, not a curated record. NCBI's taxonomy places the organism in Eukaryota, Ciliophora, Oligohymenophorea, Hymenostomatida. The transcript has 4 exons. Gene Ontology annotation, biological process: positive regulation of cell motility; regulation of cilium beat frequency involved in ciliary motility; cilium assembly. Gene Ontology annotation, cellular component: ciliary basal body; motile cilium.